Ramularia collo-cygni is the source of this 1467-nucleotide messenger RNA. RefSeq lists its product as uncharacterized. Lineage: Eukaryota; Fungi; Ascomycota; Dothideomycetes; Mycosphaerellales; Mycosphaerellaceae. The transcript has 6 exons. The record is from RefSeq and is a predicted model, not a curated record. The coding region runs from base 1 to 1467 and encodes 488 amino acids.
AUGUCGUUCUCUACCAACUCUAUGAUCAUGCUGCUGAGCGCAGGCAGCGCAUUCGCUGCAAUGGCCCCCCCGGGAUAUGCCGCCCCGCCAGGCUACGCUGCUACUACUCCAGCUCCAUCAACCACUGGCGCACCAGUCUCCGACUGCGCAAAGGCCUGCAACGAAGCGUACAAUGCUUGUCGCACCGCCCCGGACGCGAACAUGGCCUUUUGUGCAUCGAAGCUUGCCAGCUGUGUGAACUACAACCCCUUUACAGAGGGAGGUAGCUUCAUGAGCCCUACGGCAUGCUCGGCCGCCAGUUCCACGGCCGCCAGUUCCACGGCCACCCACCCCGCUGUAUACACUACGAGCACCACCGGCGGCUCAUCGGACUGCGCCAAGACCUGCGUCGAGAAGUGGGACGCAUGCAGGUUCGCUCCUGAUGCCAACAUGUCAUUCUGCUCCUCCCAGCUCGCUUCAUGUGUCAACUACAACCCAUUUACUGAGGGUGGUAGCUUCAUGACGCCCACUGCUUGUUCCAGCUCGGCUGUCAAGACUUCAUCAUCCCCACCCACAUACACUACCCCGGCUGCCGGUUCCGACUGCGCAAAGGCCUGCAACGAGAAAUACGACGCAUGCCGCGUCGCCCCAGAUGCCAACAUGUCCUUCUGUGCAUCUCAGCUCGCUUCAUGUGUCAACUACAACCCAUUCACCGAAGGAGGUAGCUUCNCUUUACAGGUCGCCCCAGAUGCCAACAUGUCCUUCUGUGCAUCUCAGCUCGCUUCAUGUGUCAACUACAACCCAUUCACCGAAGGAGGUAGCUUCAUGUCACCCACGGCCUGCUCCAGCUCGUCGGCUGUCAAGACUGCUUCAUCCCCACCCACAUACACUACCCCGGCUGCCGCUUCCGGUGACAGCUGUGCCAAGGCCUGCAACGAGAAAUACAACGCAUGCCGGGUCGCCCCGGAUGCCAACAUGUCUUUCUGUGCGUCUCAGCUUGCUAGCUGCGUGAACUACAACCCCUUCACCGGCGGUGCCUUCAUGAGCCCAACUGCAUGCUCUUCCAGCUCCACUGCUGGCGCCACUGGCCCAGCCACGUACACACACGUCUCUCCAGCUCCUACCGCCAGCACCCCAUCUGGUGACAGCUGUGCCAAGGCCUGCAACGAUGCGUACGACGCUUGCAGAGUCGCCCCAGAUGCCAACAUGUCCUUCUGCGCAUCUCAACUCGCUACCUGCGUGAACUACAACCCAUUCGAGGGUACCUUCAUGACCCCAACCGCAUGCUCUUCCGCCUCCACCGCCGGCGCAACUGGCCCAGCCAUGUCCACACACAGCGCCCCAGUAUACGGAGCCGGCAACGGUACUUCCGCAACUGGCACAGGCAGCUACCCUCCACCAGCACAGUACACCGGUGCGGCUUCGCUCCUUAGCAGCUGCGGAUCUUUCGUCGCUAUUGCUGCUGGUGCCGUUGGUCUGUUGAUCUAA